AUGGAAGUCGACCGCAUUGCUUCCGAUUCGGAAAACGUGGCGGUGGACGAAAAUGAUAAGUCGAUCGCCGAUGGAGGUGCUGGAGACGCCGCCGGUUCUCAUUCUGGGCGUAUUAAGCGAAAACACAAGAAAUACGGCAGAAGCAACAGCAAGGAUGGAGUUACUCCGGUAGCUCCACUGCCAAAAUAUCGUAGUUGGAAGAACAGCCGUAGACCGCGAAAUGGCCACGGCAGGGGUCUUCCCAAGAAAGGUGGCGCUGGCGGCAAAGGAGUCUGGGGCGCCCCGGGCUGCGAACUCCUCGAGGAGUACGAGGAGGACGCCAACGAUCCCAACUACGACUCGGAGGCGAUCAGCAACGGCGACAUCGAGUUCAAGCAGGUGAUCGUCGAGGCUGACCCCGAGGAGAUAGUGAGAAAGUCGGAACCUGUGAUACUGGAGUACUUCGAGCACGGAGAUACGAAUGCCGCUGCCGAAGACUUCUUGGAGUUUGUUACUCCUAAGAGGAGUCACUUGGUUUGUGAGACAAUUGUAGAAAUAGCCCUGGACCACAAACACUCGCACUGUGAGAUGGCAUCAGUACUCAUCUCCGACUUGUAUGGCAGGAUCUUCUCUGCCAAGGACAUUGGCUAUGCGUUCGAGCGCCUGCUGGAGAAACUGCCGGACCUGGUGCUGGACACGCCGGACGCGGCGGUGCUGCUGUCCAACUUCAUCGCGCGCUGCGUGGCCGACGACUGCCUGCCGCCGCGCUUCGUGCAGUCCAUGGCCGAGGCCGACCUCAACGCGCAUGCCAGGCAGGCAAUCCACAGAGCGGAGACACUCCUGUCCAUGAAACAGGGCCUCGUGAGGCUCGAUAAUAUUUGGGGAAUUGGUGGCGGCAUCAGGCCAGUGAAGUGGUUGAUACGCCAGAUACAGCUUCUCCUGAAAGAGUACUUGUCAUCCGGCGACUUAGCUGAAGGCAUGCGCUGCGUGAGAGAGCUAGAGGUGCCGCAUUUCCACCACGAGCUGGUAUAUGAGACUGUACUUUUGGCGGUGGAAGCGAUCAAUUCGGGCGUGGAAGAGCAACUGUGCACGUUCCUCGCCGAGUUGCGACGUUGCGUCAUCGUCACUCCGGACCAGAUGGACCGGGGUUUCCUUCGCGUCCUAGAGGAUAUGACCGAUAUAGUCCUGGACGUACCCCUCGCAUACAUAAUGCUGGACCGCUUCGUUGAGCGCUGCCAGCAGAAGUUCAGGCUCGGAGAAGAGGUCCUCAAGCGAAUGCCUACUAGGGGCCGCAAGCGCUUCGUAUCGGAGGGCGACGGUGGCGCCAUCAAGGACCACGUGUUCAAACUGCGCGAAUAA
Messenger RNA from Parnassius mnemosyne (clouded apollo), 1338 nucleotides. Lineage: Eukaryota; Metazoa; Arthropoda; Insecta; Lepidoptera; Papilionidae. The record is from the annotation of a GenBank genome assembly.